AAGUACAGUCGUAUUAUGAGGGUGGAGUUUGUUGCAGCCGCGCGCCAUCUGCCAACCAGGAAGUACUCAAUAAGACGCGUUCACUUUCUUGAUGUAAAGGAAUGGGCUGGACGUCUUUCUGCCAUGAGUAAGAGGAAGUCUUCUGUUCACAAUGUUGUAAAACCGUCUAAGACUCCUAGAACGGAUGGUAAAACGCAUGUUCAGGAUGAGGAGGAGAACGGCGAGGAGGACGAAGAUCAGCAAGACCAGUCCUUGUCCGCUUCGAGCGUGGGAGAUAUCGGCGUGAUAGAAAGCAUCACUUUGAGGAAUUUUAUGAGCCACCAUUUGCUCGGACCUUUCAGAUUUGGACCAAAUGUAAACUUCAUUGUCGGGAACAAUGGAACUGGGAAAAGUGCCAUUCUGACGGCUCUUAUAGUGGGUCUCGGUGGAAAAGCGACCAUAACCAACAGAGGAACAUCUUUGAAGGGCUUUGUGAAAUAUGGAGAGAGUUUUGCAGACGUUAAAGUGAAAUUAAAAAACCGAGGAAACGACCCCUACAAAGGGCACAUUUACGGAGACAGCAUCUGCAUUGAGCAUCGGAUCACGAGCGACGGUUGCAGAACUUGUAAAAUCAAGGAUAAAACUGGUCAUAUCAUUUCCACAAAGAAAGAAGAGCUAACCGCUAUACUAGACCAUUUCGGCAUCCAGGUUGACAAUCCCGUUUCAAUACUCAAUCAAGAAAUGAGCAAACAGUUCCUGCACUCAAAAAGCGAAGCUGACAAGUACAAGUUUUUCAUGAAGGCAACUCUUCUGGAGCAAAUGAAGAGAGACUACAUUCACAUCAAGCAGACUAAAGCCUUGACGCGUGAACAGGUGGAAAGACAAGAGGAGUGUCUCAAAGAUCUCAGGCAGUUGUUUUUGCAAAAGAAAGCAAGAUAUGAGCGCUUGGCGUCACUUGACGGUAUGACCCAGGCUCUAGAGGACCUGAAAAAGAAAAUGGCAUGGUGUUUGGUGAGAGAGAAGGAGAGGCUUGUUGAACAACUGAUGGAACAAAUCGAAAAAGAAGAGUCUGAUCUUAAAAAUAAAGAAAAGCUGCAGCUCUAUCAGAACAAAGUUACCGUCGCUGAAAAGACACUGCGGGACGUUCAGAGGAAUGUUUGCCUGCUUCGAGAAGAGCAGGAGCAUUUGGCCGAGGAGAGCCGUAAAAUGAAGGAAGAAAUUAAAGUCAAAACAAAAGCACAGAAAAAUCAGGAGGUGGUUUACUUCCGUGCUGAGAAUAAAUUGAAACUAUUAGAAAAGGAGCAAUGCCUUCUUCAGGAGCGAAUUCACAAAAUAAGUCAUGGCAGUGGCAGAAGAGGCCGUGAGACUGAGGAAGCGCAGCAUCAAAAGAAAAUAUCUGCCUUCAAAAAGCAGCUGGAAAAGCUCGAGAACGAGUCCAGCAAUCUGAAUCAAGAAAUUAAGGACAAACAACAAGCUCUGCUUAAAGGAAGAGAGGAAUAUGAUAAGCUGAGCAUGGAGGAAAAGAACAUCCAGGUCUCUCUGGAGUCCAAACUGAAGAGAAAAAAGCAGCUAAUGGCCAGCAGAUCCAACAGACUGAGACGCUUUGGCGAACAAAUGCCAGAGUUGUUGGAGUCCAUCAACCAAGCCUUCAAUCAGAACCGAUUCAUCAAGAAACCUGUGGGACCAAUAGGUGCAUGCAUCAGCCUAAAGGAUCCCAGUUUAGCCGUGGCAGUGGAGAGUUGCUUACGAGGUUUAAUUAAAAGUUUUUGCUGUGAUAAUUACAGGGACGAAAAAGUCCUGCAAGGACUGAUGUCCUCAUACUUCCCCAGAGGCAACAGGCCUCAAAUAAUCGUGUGUUCGUUCACAAACAGAGUUUAUAGCCUGCAAGGCAGUGGAGUCCAUCAUCCUGAGUUUCCAACUGUGCUGGACUGCCUCAAUAUCGAGGACCCAGUGAUAACAAACUGCCUCAUUGACAUGAGGAGCAUUGAGAGCAUACUGAUUAUCAAAGAGAAAGCUCAUGCGAGGAGAGUCAUGCAGGGGUCGCGACCCCCAAAGAAUUGUCGUGAGGCCUUCACUGCAGAUGGUGAUCAGGUCUUCACCAAUCGCUAUUACGCCCCUGAACGUGAAGUACUGGCCCAAUAUCUUGGCGGCGACCCAGAGGCAGAAAUACGUCUAAUAGAGUCAGAGCUGGAGAACAGUCAGGCUCAGCUUUCACGCUUCCAGCUUCACUUGGCCUCUGUGAAGGAAGACAUUCAGUCCAUGGAGGAGAAGCUGCGUAGUGUCAUCAUGGCCUGCAAAAAGAAUCAGGAAAGUAUAAACAAGGUUAAAGCUUCCAUAACGGAACUCGAGAACAUCGAGGAGGCACAGGCUGAAGACAUCAGCUCCCUGGAAGAAGAUGCACAAGAAAGCGAACAGAAGAUCGAAUCGGAGAGGAAAAAAGUGAAGGAGGCUCGGGAUGAGUUAAAGAAACACGAGGCGGUGCUUAUUAAUGUUAAUCAGAAAUAUAGCGAUGUGAAAAAUAAAAUGGAGCAGCUCUCGGAUGAGACAGAACAACUGAAGGAGGAGCAAGUUAAGGCAGAGGCUGUGUGCAGUAAACUUGAUCAAACCUUGAAGAUCUUAGAGAAAAAAGUGGAGGAUCAUGAUGCCACUAUUCAGGCCAUGAAAGAUGAUCUGACACUGAGAGAGGAAGAAGCAAAGGAUUGUGAAGCCAAAGCCAAAGAGAUCUGCCCCGUGCGACAGCAGGUAGGUCAGAGUGCCAAAGCUAUCGAUGCUGAAAUCACACGCCUGCGACAAAAGAUCAGUACAGAAGAGAGCAGCCAUGGCGACAAAGAACAAAUUAUCCGAGAGUACGCAGAGGCUCACAAUAACUACAAAAACAAAUCCAGCCAGCUGAGAGAUCUCAGGAAGUUUAUUGAUCGGCUCGACCUCAUCAUGAUCGACCGUCAGGACCGAUACAAGUCUAUGCGACGGUCGCUUUCAGUGAGAUGCAAGCUGUACUUCAACAACUUCAUGAUGCAGCUCAACUGCUGUGGCUCUAUGAUGUUUGAUCACGUCAACGAAUCUCUGUCCAUUUCUGUGAAACCCCCCGGUCAGGAAAGAAACAACGUCAAUGACAUGCGUUCCCUUUCGGGCGGCGAGCGCUCCUUCUCCACGGUCUGCUUCAUUCUGGCGCUCUGGGAGAUCACCGAGUCGCCCUUCCGGUGCCUGGACGAGUUCGACGUCUACAUGGACAUGCAUAAUCGCAGCAUUUCAAUGAACAUGCUUGUGGCCCUUUCAGAACGUCAGCAUCUGCGACAGUUCAUCUUCAUCACCCCUCAGUCCACCAGCCAUCUGCCUAAAAGUUCCCACAUUAUGAUCCACCAGCUUCAGGAUCCAGAGAGGGAAGCGGAGGAGGAGAGAGAUGUGUGUUAGGUGAACUGUACCGAACAUGUGUAAAGUGUAAAGUUUGUUAUGCAUUUGCUUUUAUUUAUUUUUAAAGACGUUUUAGGGUUCUAGUUCCUCUGCGAAGUAUGUUAUAGAAGCACAAAGCGUGCGCCUCGUUUGGGUUAUUGUGACGUUCACACCAUUUCAUUCACUUCAUCUGGUCUCUCAGUGGAAAAAGGAGGACUAUAGUUGACCAAAAAAUGUCUGAUGAGUUUGUUUCGUCAUCAGAAGACUCACUUGCUCACCAUAAGCGGUGAAUGGGUGCCGUCAGUAAUCCACACAACCAGUACCGAACAAAUGCACAGUGAGAAGUUGUGUGUUUUUUGUGUGAAACAAACACAUUAAGACGUUUUUAAUGUCAAAUUUAGCGUCAGCUAAAACAUGAGUCCUCUGUACGUACUGUAAUAUUAACUUCUUAAGUGAAAAAGUCUGAAUCCAAAGAGAAAUAUACACCGAUCAAGCAAAAACAGAUCUAAACGUAUAUGUUGGUGGAUUUUGACAUGAGAGGACAACUGGAGAUGGACUUUCUCAAGAAGGAAGAGUUAUUAUGGACUUUUAAACAGAAGUGACUGCCACCCGACGGCACCCAUUCACUGCAGAGGAUCCAUUGGUGAGCAAGCGACGCAAUGCUACGUUCUCCAAAGCUGUUCUGAUGAAGAAAAAACUCAUCAAAACCUUGGAUGUCAUGAGAAUGAGUAACGUUUCAUUUUGCGGUGAAAUGUUAGUUCGGUUUCUAACCGUUAGCACCUGCUCAGGACGGUUUCAGCAUGUUCAGAAUUUGCGUUUGUCAGUUUAAACCAGCAUCCCCCGCAAUAAACCCCAAUGCUCUUCCUAGA
Puntigrus tetrazona (Sumatra barb) is the source of this 4238-nucleotide messenger RNA. RefSeq names its product structural maintenance of chromosomes 6 (gene smc6). Gene Ontology annotation, cellular component: site of double-strand break; nucleus; Smc5-Smc6 complex. Gene Ontology annotation, molecular function: single-stranded DNA binding; damaged DNA binding. The coding region runs from base 16 to 3390 and encodes 1124 amino acids. The record is from RefSeq and is a predicted model, not a curated record. The transcript is spliced from 27 exons. Lineage: Eukaryota; Metazoa; Chordata; Actinopteri; Cypriniformes; Cyprinidae. Gene Ontology annotation, biological process: double-strand break repair via homologous recombination.